Daldinia vernicosa is the source of this 1227-nucleotide messenger RNA. RefSeq lists its product as uncharacterized. Lineage: Eukaryota; Fungi; Ascomycota; Sordariomycetes; Xylariales; Hypoxylaceae. The record is from RefSeq and is a predicted model, not a curated record. The transcript has 2 exons. Bases 1 to 1227 code for a protein of 408 amino acids.
AUGUCCGCAACAAACAUCAUGGAUAUGCCGGCCAUGGAACCACCGUUAGGGGUGGUGCCGAACUACGACAACCCUCCUAACCAGAACAAGAUGGUGCUAGCCGUCGUGUCCGUGUGCCUUAUCGUCUCAUCUAUCGCCGUCAUACUUCGUUUCUACUUGAAGUUGGCCGUGCUACGCAAGAUGCAAUUGCAAGAUUAUUUCCUCUUGGCGGCAUUCAUUCUUUACAUUGCUAUCCUGAUUAUGUAUUGUCGGCUCGUCGACUAUCCUGGAUGGUACGUCCAUAUGUGGGAUGUACGCAUGGGAGGCAUGAUAGAGUUCCUGCGUGUCGGGAUCCUCACGACGUCCAUGUUCCUGGGCUUUUUGUUUUCCAUAAAGACGGCUAUUCUAGUGGAGUGGAUCCAUAUCUUUCUCCCCAACGGUGGCAACCGACGGAACCUAUUCUUUUGGGCAUGUCAUUUUGUCAUCUGGGCCAAUAUCGUCUUCUGUAUCGUGAUACUGAUACUGGUAAACCUGGCAUGCGUACCCCACGAAUACCUUUGGAACCGCACUAUCAAGGGCGGCUACUGCCGUAUCAAUACAGCCUAUACUAGCCUGUCAGCCGCCUGUUUCGCCUUUGCCACCGACAUUAUUAUACUAUUCAUCCCACAGCGCAUCAUCUGGACGCUCAAUAUGUCGCACCGCCGCAAGCUCGGCGUCUCAAUCGUGUUUGCUUUAGGUAUGGCUGCGUGUGCUGCCUCUAUUAUACGCCUCUAUUAUACCGUCGCCCGCUCUAAGAGUGUCGACUUAACCUAUCACCUCUCAACGGUACAACUAACAGCCGUCGGCGAGGGUGCUUGCGUUAUCCUGGUCAUGUGCAUGCCUAAUGUGCCCAAGGCUGUCGCCGGACUCAAGCUGACCAAUAUUCUACCAUCAAUUCCAUCGUGGGCCAGUCUGGUGUCAGUUGUCCGUCUCCGCUCGUCGCAGCAGUCACUUAGGAAGAAUGCUGCUGGUAUCGCUGCUGUCUGGCCCACCUCAGCCGACAAGGGCGGCACGAAUUGGCAAAAUGGGCCCGGCUCGGAACGAUACCUUGUUCCUCCGGAGCAGAUGAGCAGCACUAAGCAGUAUGACCUUGAGAUGAAUAAUACUAUCGUCCGCAGCACAGAGAUCCAAACUAACGAGAAUUUCGGAUUUGAUCCGACCGUGGCCGUCCAAGAACAUAGCCGCCAGCACCCGUGGGUUGAGAGGUAG